Castor canadensis (American beaver) is the source of this 989-nucleotide messenger RNA. RefSeq names its product glutathione peroxidase 2 (gene Gpx2). Gene Ontology annotation, biological process: response to oxidative stress. The record is from RefSeq and is a predicted model, not a curated record. Gene Ontology annotation, molecular function: glutathione peroxidase activity. Lineage: Eukaryota; Metazoa; Chordata; Mammalia; Rodentia; Castoridae.
UCCUGGCUCUUCCUUCCUCCACAUCCCUUUGAUAGACCCUUAAGUGGGCUCACAGAACGGGGCAGAGCUCACUCUGUGCUUCACCAUGGCUUACAUCGCUAAAUCCUUCUACGACCUUAGUGCCAUCAGCCUGGAUGGGGAGAAGGUAGAUUUCAACACGUUUCGAGGCAGGGCAGUACUGAUUGAAAAUGUGGCAUCGCUCUGAGGCACAACUACCCGGGACUUCACCCAGCUCAAUGAGCUACAAUGCCGCUUUCCCAGGCGCCUGGUGGUUCUCGGCUUCCCUUGCAACCAGUUUGGACAUCAGGAGAACUGUCAGAAUGAGGAGAUCCUGCACAGUCUCAAGUAUGUCCGCCCUGGCGGUGGAUAUGAACCCACCUUCACUCUUAUCCAAAAGUGUGAGGUAAAUGGGCAGAACGAGCAUCCUGUCUUCGCCUACCUGAAGGACAAGCUCCCUUAUCCUUAUGAUGACCCAUUUUCCCUCAUGACCGAUCCCAAGCUCAUCAUGUGGAGUCCAGUGCGCCGCUCAGAUGUGGCCUGGAACUUUGAGAAGUUCCUCAUAGGGCCGGAGGGGGAGCCCUUCCGCCGCUACAGCCGCACCUUCCAUACCAUCAACAUUGAGCCUGACAUCAAGCGUCUCCUCAAAGUUGCCAUAUAGAUGUGAGCUGCUCAGCACACGGAUCUCCUACUCCUUCCAGCUCCCAAGUAUUCUUCCUUAGGAUUCAGGGUGCCCUGAGGAGACACUACUGAGCUUAAACUUUCCCUCGACGUCACUCCCUUCAUUGAAGAGCCUGCCUUUCCCAUCUGCCUGUUUCUUUCCUCGCUCAACCUUCUUGGUGUUUCAACUUGGGGAUCUAAGACCCAUGUAGGCUCUGGGCCUUCACAGAAUGAUGGUAUCCUCCUAAAUCCUUAUGGGUGAUGUCUGAAAAGUGUGAAGGUCCUGGAGUCAGCCUGCUAGAUAAAAAUCCAAUAAAGGGCAGGUGUGGAAA